GGUUCUCGUCGCUAUGGUGAUGACUCCGCGCUGGCCCUGUGCCACCAAUUUCCACGGCCUGGAGGAGGGUCCAGACCCCGCCCCCGACGUCGGGAUUCGAGAGCUGUGAGCCAGUCCCGCGAGGCCCUCGUUGCUGUAGUGAUUUGCUGCAGCCCGCGCGCGCCGGAAGCUGGUCUCUGCAGCUUUGAAUACUGGAAGAAUGAGGUCCUCUUGGACCUCUUGGGGGCCCCCUGUGAGCCAGGACCGCAUCAUCACCAGCUUCCCUAAGUGGUACACAUCUGAUGCCUGCCUGCAGCUCAAGGAGCACUUCCACAGCCAGGUCAGCACUGCCUGCCAGCACAGGAACACGGGCACUGCUGGGCUCAAGCUCUCCAAGGUGGUGGUAGUUGGCGACCUCUAUGUGGGGAAGACUAGCCUCAUUCACAGGUUGUGCAAGAAUGUUUUCGACCGUGAUUACAAGGCCACUAUUGGGGUGGACUUUGAAAUCGAGCGCUUUGAGAUCGCGGGGAUUCCCUACAGCCUCCAGAUCUGGGAUACAGCUGGGCAGGAGAAGUUCAAGUGUAUUGCGUCUGCCUACUACCGCGGUGCCCAAGUGAUCAUCACAGCCUUUGACCUCACCAAUGUGCAGACGCUGGAGCACACCAGGCAGUGGCUGGAUGAUGCACUGAGGGAGAAUGAGGCAGGCUCUUGCUUCCUCUUCCUCGUGGGAACCAAGAAGGAUCUCCUGUCGGAGGCAGCAUGUGAGCAAGCCGAAGCAGAGGCUGUGCACCUGGCCAAUGAGAUGCAGGCAGAGUACUGGUCUGUGUCAGCCAAAACCGGAGAGAACGUGACGGCAUUCUUCAGCCGUGUGGCCGCCCUAGCAUUUGAGCAGUCUGUACUCCAGGACCUAGAGAAGAGGCCCAGCAGCCAGUCCCAGGUCGGAGAUGGAGAUGGAGACCUAAUCCCAAGACUUGUCAGUAAAACUCACCUGCCAUCCCACCUGGGAGUCCUCUCAUCAAGAAGACACGGAGGUCUAGGUCUUCUAGCUUCAGCCCUAGAUAUCCGCUGUCCCUCGGCCACAGAAUUCCAGGACUCUGGAUCUCCACUGUUAAGCACAAUGGAAAAGUCCAUUUGGCCCCCUCAGCAGAGUCCUGCCUCCAUCUCUGAGAUUCCCCAUGGUCAGUGGAUGAGAAGGGAGACCUCCGGCCCAUCAGAAGACAAAUCGUCUUGACUAUGCUGAGAAAUAACAAUUGCAUGGAGUCCAUCUGGAUCUCAUUCUACAUCCCGAGCCUGAUGCUGCCCUGUGCUGCCAUCUAUGCCCAUCCCUGCUUACCUACCGUGUGUCUCUCCAGCUGACCUGUGUAUCUCUCGGGACUUUGGCAGUGGUCUACAUAUCUCUGGAGAACUUGGGACGUACAUGCAGACUCUAGUAUGUCUAACCCCCUCCAGCAUGACGCUCCUACUUGGGUCCAGGGUCUUCCCAACUCCUCACCCACUCUGUAUUCCUAUAGCUGGGUCCAGACCUGUGCAAUAUUGUCUCACUCCUGCCAUAAGAAGGUGGGCACAGCUGGCACUCCUAGGCGCUGCUUCUCUCCCCCUGCCCCCACCCAAUACAGGCUCUCAGGUUCUCACAUAGCCCAUGCUGGCCUCCAGCUCUGUGUGUAGCUGUGUCUGACCUUGGAUUUGAUUUGCCCUCCAUCUCCCAAGUGCUGGGACUACAGGCAGGUACCACCAGAUCUAGGAACACCUGCUCUCAAGAAUGGUAAACAUCUGCAGGCAGCCGUGUUGGUCAGUGCCCUUUUCUAAGUGCCUGGCAUACCAUGCAUUUCUGUGAGUGUUCAUUAACUCAGCAAUGGCCAAACACCCGAGAACAGUGGCGUAUUUUCCUGUUCAACACCAACAUUCACUAGCUUUACUGUAGCUCCAUCCUCCCUUCCUGUCCCCUUCUCUCCCCCCCCCCCCUCGCUAAAACAAGGUGUCACCAGGAAUACUAGGCAGGCCUUGAGCUUGCACCGCCCCCAAGUGCCGGAGCUCUUGGGAGACACAGAGUCGCAUUUGACUCAAGCUCUUUUAUUUGAAAAAAGUAGGUUAAGCGUCUCUUUAAAAGAAUUAUGUGUUUGGUGUUAAACUAGGUGGUUAGCAUGUAAACAGAAAUACUUCUGCCUGAAAGUCAGUUGUACUCUUCGAAGUGAACCUGGCUAACAGUUGAUAAAAUUCCUUCUGCGCUGUCCUUCCCCGCCCCUUCUGACUUGUUUCUCCAGAGUGCCCUUGUACAGUGCACACUGCCUGCUGGGCUACCUGCCCAGUGAUCUGCCCCGAUCUCUCAUGGUGGGUGUGUGCCAAGCCUUCCCAUACUUUAGCAAAACAUACCGUUUCCUUAGUGUGGCUAAACUGAAGUUCAUUUGACUUCCUUAUCUACUGGUCAGCUGGUUCGUGUCCCGCUGCUGUUAGCUCUCACCCGUAGCACUAUAGGAUUUCCAAAGGGGCUGGGCAGACUCCGCUGAAUUGUGGCCCCUACCCAGGUCCCCCAAGACACACAGGCCACAUUGUUGUUGCGUUUGGGAGGUCUGGGUCUAGCGGGUGUAGCCUAAGGCUUCACAGAGUGGAAGUAGAUGGCAGUGGUGACCUGAUGCCUCCCUGUCCUUCCAGGACCUAGCGGAGUGAUGCAGAGGGUUUCCCGUCAUGAGCUCCAGAGCUACAAGUACACUGCUUUGCAUACACCCAUGUGAUGUGGGAUUUCCCUCUGUAUGCUUGAAUACCAUUGAUGAAUAAAGAAACUGCUUGGGACCUAUAGAAGGGCAGAGCUUAGGUAGGCGGAUAAGAGAGAACUGGAUGCUGGGA
This is a messenger RNA of Microtus oregoni (creeping vole), 2820 nucleotides long. RefSeq names its product RAB36, member RAS oncogene family (gene Rab36). The transcript is spliced from 11 exons. Bases 200 to 1210 code for a protein of 336 amino acids. The record is from RefSeq and is a predicted model, not a curated record. NCBI's taxonomy places the organism in Eukaryota, Metazoa, Chordata, Mammalia, Rodentia, Cricetidae. Gene Ontology annotation, molecular function: GTP binding; GTPase activity.